AAUAACUAAAGCGAUAAUACACGAUUGUCAACGAGAAAUGUUCUGUUGUAGAGUGAGCUUAGCCGGAUAGCUAGUUGCUAGUUUAGCUGUUAGGCUAAUAAACACAGCAAGUUAAAAAUAAUUAUAUCAAAGAAUGCAUUUGAUGAGAGUUAAGAUCUAGUUAGUAGGAUAAAGAGCUGAAAGGGCCCCAGACAUGGAUGACGCACUUUACUGUGUGACUUAAUAUCAUCUUUGAAUGGUGUUUUGCCCAUAAAGAGACCCAACAUUGAUAAGUUAUCUAGGUUUGUGCAGUUUGAAUACUUUAAGGUCUAUUAAACAUCAAGGAUGGGAUGAGACAUGUUUGGAAUGACUGAAGUAUGGUGUCGUCUUCCUGAAGAUGUCAGUGCAGUACAGUAGGUGUUGUGUUGCUGUGUGCUGUGUUGUUUAGUGUGCAGAGAUGGAUGAAGAAGAGAGCACAGAGCGACAGAUGCAGAUCGCCAUGCUGUGUCAGCGGCUGGCCAAGAUGAAGAAGUUAUACAAUGAUGAUGACACAGAUUACAUCAACCAGGCCAUCAGCUCAAACUCACCCGACACCUGCCGGACGCUUCUGACCAAUCUGGAGAGGAAAGGCAAUCCUCAAACGGAUCCCAGCCUGCUCACUAAACUCAUCGACUGCUACACGCGUGUCUUUUCCAGCAUGCCGUUGGGCAAGUACAGUCAGAUUGAGAGCUACGCCAAGAUGCUGGUCAGAUUUGCAGAGUUAAAAACCAUCCAAGAUGUAAAUGAUGCACAGGCUAGUUUUGACAUAGCGAGAUCGCACUGUAAGGAUUUUGCCUUUGUUCACAUUGCUUAUGCUCAGUUUGAGCUUUUGCAAGGCAACUUUAAGAAAUGCACUUUGAUUCUUCAGAAGGCUUUUGAAAUGAAUGCUAAACCCAGGCGCGUUCUGGAGGCUGCCGUGAGGAAUCUAAACGCAGGCAAACGCCAGCUCCUCUCGCAUGAAGAUAAGGAGAACAUUUCAGUGUCUGCACAUGACGAUGCACACGAGUCUGUGAGAAGCAGCUCCAGAAGAUCAGACGGAACAUGUGACCUGCAGACCAGCAGCACUUUUCACCAGGGGAGGGAUCAGAAGUUCAGUCCACAAGAUGAGAACAUGCCUGUGUGGAGAGCAGGGUCACAACAAAGAAGAAGAAUAGCCAUGGCAGAAAGAGUUCCCAUGGUGCCGCUCUCUAUCCCUGAAAACGAGAGCAGUGACUCUGACGGUGCUCAGAAACCAGAAGCUCCUGUUGCACACGGCGGUGCUUUCUCCAGGCAAACAAGCGGUUCAAAUGUCCGCUCCACAUUCCCAAUGUGCUCCUCAAAGAAAGGCACUCCUGAUGAGGACUCCUACAGUCUAUUAAACCUGAAGCCUCCCGUGAUCAGUCCAGCUCAUCUGAGGGGAAACCCUGAAGAGGGCGACACCAUCACAGCACUUCUACAAAGAGCAGAAAGAAAAGAAACCACUAGAAUGGAAGAAACCACUGACAUCAACCAGCUCAUCAGCACAAACUCUCCUGAAAGUUGUCAGAUCUUCCUGAAAAACCUGCAGAAGAGAGGAGACCCUGGUUCAGACCCGGCGUUUCUCUCCAAACUCCUGGACUGCUACUCUAAAGUGUUCGCCAGGUUUCCUUUGGCAAAGCAUUGCAAAACUGAAAGCUAUGCUCGAAUGCUGGUGAGAUAUGCAGAGCUGAAAGGAAUCGAAGAUCCAGAAGACGCUCCAGAUCAUUUCAGUAUUGCCAGAUUGCACAGUAAAGCUUUUGCUUUUGUGCAUAUCGCACAUGCUCAGUUUGAGCUCUCGCAAGAAAAUGUGGAAGCACUAAGUAACAGAAAGGAAGAAGAAAAUCCAAUAAAAGCUCCUGAGGAGCAGCAAAAGCCUCUUGCCAAGGAGACUUCAUCAGAAUGGAAGAUUCUUACUCUCAUCAACAGACAUGCGUCUCCAGAGGUCUGCUCCUGCAGACCUUGUUUCCUCUUCAUCCUCACUUCAUGCUCUGAGAACACCUGUGCCUCCCAGAGUACACCCCUCUCUCAGCUGUCAGACUCCCAACUACAAAGACCCCAAUGCAAACAGACCCCCGCCUCCGCUUUCUCAAACGAAUCCAUCACAAUCAAGGGCAAACAGUUCUUCAUUUUCAAGAUGAUCGGCCGCGGCGGGUCCAGUAAGGUUUUUCAGGUGUUUGACCAUAAGAAGCACGUGUAUGCUUUGAAGCAUGUGAAUCUAGAGGAGGCCGACGCUCAGGCCGUGGAAAGCUAUAAGAAUGAGAUUGAGCACUUGAAUCAUCUUCAACAGUACAGUGACCAGAUCAUUAAACUCUAUGACUAUGAGAUCACCAGCAGCUGCAUCUACAUGCUGAUGGAGUGCGGUCACCUGGAUCUCAACACCUGGCUGCGCAACCGCAAGUCCGUCAACCCUCUGGACAGGAAGUGCUACUGGAGGAACAUGCUGGAGGCUGUGCACACCAUCCACAGACACGGUAUCAUCCACAGUGAUUUAAAGCCAGCUAAUUUUGUGAUUGUGGAUGCUUCGCUGAAACUGAUCGAUUUUGGGAUCGCUAACCAUAUUCAGCCUGACGUGACCAGCAUCAUGAAGGACUCGCAGUUUCUCGACUUCCCCGAUAUCCCAGAGAAGGACCUGCUCGAUGUGCUGAAGAGGUGUUUAGUUCGCAAUCCUAGAGAGAGGAUUUCCAUAGCAGAGCUCCUCGAUCAUCCGUACCUGCAGCUGCAACCUGCACCUGAGCCAGCAGAAGCGUGUGCCGGUGAUUUAAAGAAGAUCCUCAAUGAACUGGCGGCUCUUCAGUCUCCCAACAGCAUCGCCAGAGCUGCUAGUAACCUGGCCAAGAUGUGCAACAGCGGGAGGAAGUUAGAUGUUUCUGAAUGUGUGAAAACGUCCAGUCAGACGCUGUGGAAAUGACGAGGAUGGAGAUGAUGAAGCCUGCAGGACUCAAAACCACUGUUCCUAAACGCUCAGGAGCCGCUGAGACAAAUGUCUCGCACCUUAAACAAGCUGUCAGUCAAAACUGCUUUCACUAGCUGCCAUCGUGCUUAACACUUCCCUCGAGACGCGUUAAACAAAUUCAUGUUUGUUGUCCGUUUCUUCCUAACUGUUUCUGAUUUUAUUUGACUACAUGAUGUGAGCUAAGAAAGUGUACAUGACAAAUAAACACACCUUGUCAGGUAUAUUCCAAAUGUAGUAUUCUUUUGUUACAUAUAAUAAUGUUUUCUUGGAAGUAACUGUACUCUAGUUUUGCAAAAUGACAUGUUUUCACGGCCAUCUCAUUAUUCAGUGUUUAUUGUCUUGAUACCAUUUCGUCAGAAUGCAUGAUUACUUUUUUGUGUUCGUCAAUGGAUUAAAAUACUUUGUACAUUUUGCAUUUAUAGAAUAUUCUUGAAAGCUCCCCUUGAAUAUUCCACCAAAACAAAUCCCACCAAAAAUGAUCUCCCUUCCUGUGUGAUGGCAUCAAGGAAUUGACUUUGGUUUAAGAUACUACAAAAAGAAAAUUGUGGGGACCAAAACCAUAAUAACUGAAAAAUAUUCUCUCCCA
Sinocyclocheilus anshuiensis is the source of this 3554-nucleotide messenger RNA. Its product is annotated as dual specificity protein kinase Ttk-like. Gene Ontology annotation, cellular component: kinetochore; nucleus. Gene Ontology annotation, biological process: meiotic spindle assembly checkpoint signaling; mitotic spindle assembly checkpoint signaling; protein localization to kinetochore. The transcript is spliced from 21 exons. Gene Ontology annotation, molecular function: protein serine/threonine kinase activity; ATP binding; protein serine/threonine/tyrosine kinase activity. Bases 437 to 2923 code for a protein of 828 amino acids. The record is from RefSeq and is a predicted model, not a curated record. Lineage: Eukaryota; Metazoa; Chordata; Actinopteri; Cypriniformes; Cyprinidae.